Molecule: messenger RNA, 2408 nt
Organism: Python bivittatus (Burmese python)
Lineage: Eukaryota; Metazoa; Chordata; Lepidosauria; Squamata; Pythonidae
Source: RefSeq, a predicted model, not a curated record
GCUUUCCAGGGUUAUUACUGGCCGAGGCUGCCGCCUGCGAACAGGCUUUGGCAGCCCCCUCGUGUCCUUGUUCGAAAAGGGCAGCUGACUUGUUCAGGAGAACAUUGCAGAGCGAGCGGGCGGGCAGGGCGGCUGGAGGGCCCCAGGCGGAAAGAAGCCCGCCCUUCGCUUCCCGAGGCGAACUUUCCCUUGGGAUCCUGGACAGCUAUAGGACGCCGAGGCAUAAAAAGGAUUAAGGCGGGAAAGAGGCGCGGUGGGGUGGCUGCGCAGGGCGGGGCGGCGCUGGGAUCUCGUCCUUCUCCCGAGGGGAGCGCCCGGGGCAGAAGCAUCGCCGCGCGGACUAAAGGAAGCUCCAAGCCGGGGGCGCAGGCGGACAGUGCUGCCCAGCGAGAGGCCGCUGCCGCAGCGCUAUGGAGGGGAGCCCGAUCCCGGUGCUCACGGUGCAGACGGUCCCGUACGAGGACCAGAAGCCGACGGGCGGCGGAGGGCUGAGAAGGCCCACCGCGGUCUUCGAGGGCCAGCGCAACUACCUGCCCAACUUCGUGCAGAGCGUGCUCUCCUCUGUCGACUUGCGCGACCGCCAGGGCUGCACCAUGGUGGUGGGCAGCGACGGCAGGUACUUCAGCAGGACGGCCAUCGAGGUGGUGGUGCAGAUGGCGGCAGCUAACGGGAUUGGAAGAUUGGUUAUUGGGCAGAAUGGCAUUUUAUCUACCCCUGCUGUGUCAUGCAUUAUCAGAAAGGUCAAAGCUGCUGGUGGGAUCAUUCUCACAGCUAGUCACUGUCCUGGAGGACCUGGAGGAGAAUUUGGAGUGAAGUUUAACAUUGCCAAUGGAGGUCCAGCUCCAGAUGUUAUUUUUGAUAAAAUUUACCAGAUCAGCAAAACCCUUGAAGAGUAUGCCAUUUGCCCUGAUUUGAGAAUUGAUUUAUCUCGGUUGGGAAGACAGGAGUUUGAUCUGGAGAAUAAAUUCAAGCCUUUCCGGGUUGAAAUAGUAGACUCUGUGGAAGUUUACCUUAAUCUUCUGCGGACCAUCUUUGAUUUCAGUGCUAUUAGAGGCUUGCUAACAGGGCCAAAUCAACUUAAGAUCAGAAUUGAUGCCAUGAAUGGAGUGAUGGGCCCCUAUGUCCGGAGAAUCCUGUGUGAUGAAUUAGGAGCUCCUGCUAAUUCUGCAGUUGACUGUGUCCCUCUGGAAGAUUUUGGUGGCCAGUACCCUGAUCCAAACCUGACAUAUGCAACUUCUUUGCUGGAAGCAAUGAAAGGAGGAGAGUAUGGAUUUGGAGCUGCUUUUGAUGCUGAUGGAGACCGUUACAUGAUUCUAGGUCAAAAUGGAUUUUUUGUUAAUCCUUCUGAUUCCCUGGCCAUUAUUGCAGCAAAUCUCCAUUUCAUUCCGUAUUUUCGUCAGAUGGCUGUGCGAGGGUUUGGUAGGAGUAUGCCUACCAGCACUGCAUUGGACAGGGUUGCAAAAUCAAUGAAAGUACCUGUAUAUGAAACACCAGUAGGAUGGAGGUAUUUCUCAAAUCUGAUGGAUUCUGGUCGAUGUUCCCUCUGUGGAGAAGAAAGUUUUGGCACUGGAUCUGACCACAUCCGAGAGAAAGAUGGACUUUGGGCUGUUUUAAUUUGGCUCUCAAUCAUGGCAGCUCGAAAGCAGGGUGUGGAGGAAAUUGUUAGAGAUCACUGGACAAAAUUUGGCCGUCACUACUACUGCAGAUUUGAUUAUGAAGCACUGGAUCCUAGAAUGGCACACUUCAUAAUGAGAGACCUGGAAGCCUUGAUCACUGACAAAUCUUUCACUAAUCAACAGUUUGCUGUUGGAAACAAUGUUUACACUGUGCAGAAAGGAACCAGCUUUGAAUAUGUGGAUCCCGUAGAUGGCACUGUGACCAAAAGACAGGGGCUCAGGAUUAUUUUCUCUGAUGCUUCCAGACUCAUCUUUAGAUUAAGUGCUUCAAGCCAUGUCCGAGCCACCCUUAGAAUCUAUGCAGAGAGCUAUGAAAAAGAUCCCAGCAGACAUGAGAGAGAACCACAGGAUUUUACCACUUUUUGGGGUAGACUGGGUGCGGAGGAGACCGCGAGGGGGUUUUACCCCCUUUGGUAUGUUGACUCGGGCGCAACCCCUGGACGAAGCGACAGGGCACUGGCAGAACGUGGCAGUGCGCAGCAGAGAGCAGCAGCCUUGGACAAGCCUCGGGUGAGCUCUGGCGCGGCGCAGUUCCUGUAUGGUGCAGCGAGCCGCCAGAGCAGAGAGCUUUGUUGGCCCCCGGCUCUUGACAAGCCCUGGGAUGGCAUGGCGAACCCCAAGGGGCACCGGUGCAGUGCGGUGAGCCUACUGAGCCCACCUAGUCUCGGAGCAGUGGAGAGAGCCCUUGUGAACCUUGGUGUGGGCAGCGACCUAUGGCGAGCCCUGAAAUGA